UUAUUGUGGAGGUUAAUGGCAGGUCAAAACUUAUUUGACACGGAAGGAAUAACCUCAUAUUACUUUUUACUAUCCGCUCUUCUUGUUUACCUCGUACCUGCUACCUACUAUAAAUUAAAACCAGCCUACUCCUACGCGAAACCCAAAAAUUCCGGCCAGGCCUUUAUUAAAGUUUGUUUAAGAAAAGUUAAUUAUAUUAAAGCACGAGAAGGAUCUUUAAGGACUCUUCUAUACUUUGCUUCUCUUCUUCUUUUAUGUUUAACUACUUGGAAAAUUUAUAAGUAUGAUACUAGCGUAGCUGGUGAGGAUUUCUUGUUCAACCCUUAUGAUAUUUUAGGACUUGAAAUGGGGGCCUCUACUAGGGAAGUAAAAAAUGCUUAUCGAAAGCUAAGUAAACUCUACCAUCCGGACGUCCACGGCGGUGACAACACCACAGAAACGAUUUUUUUUAAAAUAGUUCAAGCCUAUAAGGCACUCACUGAUGAAAAAGCACGCGAGAACUGGGAGAAGUACGGCCACCCAGACGGCCCUCAAGCUGCGGUGUCUUUCUACGCUGUUCCACAAUGGCUUGUAGAACAGGAAAACCGUUACAUUGUCCUCGGAGUUUACUUUUUACUCUUUAUGGUUCUUCUCCCUUUUAUAGCGGCCUCAAAGUGGUGGGAAGCAGGGAAGUAUAUUUCCUCUCAUAAAGUCUUGCGGCAUUCUGUUGUGGCUUUCUACACUUACGCAAGAGAAAAUAUGCCUAUUAGUGAAUUGAUCGAGACUUUAAGUGCAUCCUUGGAGUUUGCAAGCAUGAUUAGUCUAAAGGCCUUAGAACAAAAAUCCAUAGAAUUGAUUGAGAAGUCUUUUCCUCAACCACCGGAUUCGCUAAAAAUCAACGCAGCGUACUGCAGAACUGUUCGGGUUCUUCUGUAUGCGUACUUUUAUCGUAUAGACCUCGACAAUAUUAAGGGGCUGGUAAACCCCGAAAAACUAAAAGAACUCCAAAUGAAAAUAGUUGCCAAGUCUUCUGAUUUGAUUCUGCACGGCAUGCUUCCCACUUUGGGUUUCGGCAAAUGUUAUGUGGAAUCUACUUUGAAUUGCAUAAAACUCCAUCAGAUGCUUCUGCAAGGUGUACACGAAACGGCAAGUCCUCUUCUUAUGCUUCCGCACAUUCGAAAAGAAAUGCUGGACGAUCGUGCCCCACCCACUAUUGCGGCCUUUGUGUUCAUGUCUCCUGCCGAGAAAAAAUCUUGGCUUAACAAUAAAAAUAAUCCUCUGCUUACUUCAACACAAUUUGAAGAGACUUGCACGCUGUCCGAGGGCAUGCCUGCCCUGUUAAUUAAUUUAAAGUUAGGUUUAUACGAUAAUGACAAAGUCUACGCGGAGAGCACUGUGUCUCUCAUUGUAGAGCUCCAAAGAGUUACCACUAAGGAGCACGCAGAAAUUCAGUCUCGGAAGUCAAGCUUGUCUCCAGAAGGUUGCGCUGGCGCGGAGAGCUACGUGGAAGAUAGACCAUACAAGAGAACUAAACAUUUUGGACAUCUGUCACCUCCAGUGCACUGCCCUCGCUUCCCACUCCAAAAAAAUGAGGGUUGGUGGGCUUUGUUGCUGAAGGCUAAAGACAAAAAACUACUACUACCCCCUAAAAGGAUUGAAAAUCUCGUUGCCAGCACCGAGGUUUUAUUUGCCUUUAAAGCUCCCAGAAGACCCCAGUUACACCAAGUAGAGGUGUGGAUUAUUUCGGAUUCGUACGUAAUGAGUCCGCAAAGGCAAAGCUUUAGCUAUGAGGUGGUGUCUAAAAAAAAAGCGCCGAAGGAAGCAGUUGAGGAGGAUACUGAAGAAGAGAAGGCCUCGUCCUCAGAGGAAAGUGCGCUUGAGAGCGAUUCCGAUUAAGAACGUGCUUGGUUUGUUACUAUUUUUGGUUACAUAGUCGCUUAUUUGUUUUUUUUCGGUAUCU
Messenger RNA from Zophobas morio, 1939 nucleotides. Its product is annotated as translocation protein SEC63 homolog. NCBI's taxonomy places the organism in Eukaryota, Metazoa, Arthropoda, Insecta, Coleoptera, Tenebrionidae. The transcript is spliced from 24 exons. The record is from RefSeq and is a predicted model, not a curated record. Bases 16 to 1875 code for a protein of 619 amino acids. Gene Ontology annotation, cellular component: Sec62/Sec63 complex. Gene Ontology annotation, biological process: SRP-dependent cotranslational protein targeting to membrane; post-translational protein targeting to endoplasmic reticulum membrane. Gene Ontology annotation, molecular function: RNA binding; transmembrane protein transporter activity.